AUGCUCUACUAUAUCGCUUCGUUAAAGGGAAAGCCUAGAACACCCCCCUCGCUGGAUGAAGUCGUCAUACAUCAGUAUCUCGCGAAGAAGUCUGGGAUGUGCCUGAGCACCUCAUAUAAUAAGUUGAUGAGGAAGUUCGCUAUCGCUCUGGAAAGUGAAACAUCCACGCACAUCGACUCGCUAUGCAAUUCAGGGUAUCUGUACAUGGCUCCUCUGCACAAUGUCCCGAAUGACUUGAUCAAUUUCAUCUCAGCAAGCUCGGGUGUCUUUAAGUAUAUUUACGGUGGCACUUUUGACACCGUUGAUGAGGCUAGGCGGCAGCUUUGGAAGGAUAAUAAAGAAAAACCAACAUGGGCACUCAUUGUAAUAAAUGAUCUUGUUAACGGUUUCGACAUCGAUAUUCAACUCAAUGCCAAAUCUCUGCCGGCGCUGAACCAAGUUGUAACACUCAACUACCGUGGUGGUUAUUCCCCCGAGGGUUCCGAAAUGUACAUGAUGUCAGGGUAUAUUACGAUUCAAAAGUUGUUGUACGACUACUUUAUAUACAAACAGCAUGCUAGAGGACUUAUCCCAAGUGACUUUUCCCCUAGCGAAAUUAUACCCAUUAUGGUUUCCUUUCCAGACAUAAAAAACGAACAGCACUUCUUAGUCGAGUUUGCAGGAACACUGAUGUCCUUAGCCAUCAUCUUAGCAUUCAUCUACCCGUUCACACAAAUGACUAAACGCCUAGUUUUGGAUAAAGAACUGCAGACUCAGCAAACGAUGCUCGUCAUGGGCACGAUGCGGCACUCGAUGUGGAUCAGUUAUUUUAUCCUCUCGUUCUUAGAAUACUUCCUUAUCAGCAUCUUAAUGACCUUUGUGCUUUGUCUUCAUGCCUUAACCCUCACCAACCCACUUAUAAUCUUCAUGACUUUGCUUGUGUAUUCAUGCACGCUAAUCCCACUUGCAGGGUUGAUUUCUACGCUCUUCAGUAAUUGUCGUGUGGCAUCUCUAUUCGCGCCGAUGCUUUAUUUUAUCCUGGCCGUAGUCAAUUUCUUAAUACAUGGUCUCAGCGAAACAGGGCUACUUGCACUUUCAUUCUUGUCACCGACAGGCAUGUCAAACUUACUGCCAUCCAUUCUCAAACGUGAAAGUGGAAGCGGCUUCACCAUGAAUGAUUUUACAAACCCGUUCUUUGACGCGUUCCCAUACAAGGUGAUUCUCAUUAUCGCAAUGGAUUUCCCCAUCUAUCUGUUGUUCAUGCUUUACCUGGAUGCGGUGCUCCCCUAUGAGAGAAGCAUGCCAAAGCACCCUUUGUUUUUCAUCUUACCCGUUGUUAAGCGAUUGAAGAGGAGGUUCGGUUAUUGCACAGACGAAAAGGAAGAGAGCGGUGAUGACGACCACGACGAUGAUCCGCGCGGUACAACUUUGAUGGAUCCGAGUGUGGGCAUCGACGCGAUGACAGGAAGGCCUAAAAAACCGAUUAUUCGUCUGAGAAAGGUACGCAAGUCCUACUCCCGUGGCAAGAGCCGUACGGUGGCGGUUGACUCCCUUUCCUGGGUGCUCUAUCAAGGGGAGGUGUCCGUUCUCUUGGGGCCAAACGGCUCUGGCAAGUCCACCACCGUGGGCAUCAUUACGGGCAUGACAAAGCCCGAUAAGGGAGACUGUAUUGUGAAUGGCCACUCUGUAACAAAGGAGACCAGUGGGGUGCGCGCUAGCAUUGGCCUAUGCCCGCAACUCAACACCCUCUGGCCGGACCUGACCUGCCGUGAGCAUCUGGAGCUUUUCGCGAAGAUCAAGGGUUUGAAAGGCGCAGCGGUGGAAAACGCCAUCUGGGACGUGCUCUGCGCGGUCGACCUUUCCGAUAAAAUCGACUUCCACAUCUCGAUGCUCUCGGGGGGGCAAAAGCGCAAGCUCUGCGUGGCGAUUGCCUUUGUUGGACAAAAUCGAGUGAUUGUGCUGGAUGAGCCUACCGCAGGCAUGGAUGCUACGGCGCGUCGACACAUCUGGUCUCUUCUACGCGCAAUGUCGGCGAAACGAACGAUCUUGCUCAUCACACAUUACAUGGAUGAGACGGAUCUCCUCGGCGACCAUGUUGGAAUUUUAUCGAAUGGAAAACUUACAUGUGCCGGGAGUAAUCUCUUUUUGCGCUCCUACUCGGGCUUUGGCUAUACCCUACGCUUGAAUCUACUCCCCUUCGAUCGCCCACCCAUUCAUAAAAACGAUUCAUUGGUUACUAGUGCAGAACGGGAAGUAAAUUGUCUGAAAGAAACGUGGAGUAGACUGACUAAUAUGAUAAAAAAUAUUAUGUGCGAUGUGUAUUGCACAUCGCAGACAGACCGCGAGAUCACCUUCCGCAUCCCGAAUGGGCAUGAAAACGACAUCCCGAAACUCUUAAGGUACCUGGAGAGGAUUGAAAAAAAGGAAAUCGGCCUUCGGAGCUAUGCCCUGGUAGCUCCAUCGAUGGAAGAUGUCUUUAUGAAUAUGCUUGAAGCCCGCAGUGAUAACGGACAUCCGAGCAACGUGAGGACUCACCUGCAUCAAAAGGAUAAUGAAGUUGUUAAGGGAAAGCCUCAUGCUAAACCCGCUAAAGUGCAGCAAGGGAUGUCAGCAACGCCAUCCGUCACCUCUGAGAAAAACCCUCUCUCUCUGAAUCAAGAUUGGUGCAAGGGGAAUGUACCGAUCCAAGAGGAAAAUGUCCCAAGAGCCAGUAAAAAAGGACAAAGUGGAACCGUCCCCCCAACAACCCUCAGCUCCUCAGGAUCAGAGGUGAGUGUGCAAAUCUCAAAAAAAACGGGGAGCACGUCGCCAGUGCGCUGGCAAGUAUUUGGGACAUUCCCAAAACCUCCUCCUCCCUUACGCUCUUAUAUCUUCAGUUUAAAGCGGUGCUCUAUCGACGUACUUUAUGCUUUAUACGCGAUUACCACAUGGUGA
Messenger RNA from Phytomonas sp. Hart1, 2913 nucleotides. The record is from the annotation of a GenBank genome assembly. Lineage: Eukaryota; Euglenozoa; Kinetoplastea; Trypanosomatida; Trypanosomatidae.